This is a messenger RNA of Micromonas commoda, 1569 nucleotides long. RefSeq lists its product with no specific name. The transcript has a single exon. Gene Ontology annotation, molecular function: ATP binding; nucleic acid binding; RNA helicase activity. The annotation marks the transcript as partial. Lineage: Eukaryota; Viridiplantae; Chlorophyta; Mamiellophyceae; Mamiellales; Mamiellaceae. The record is from RefSeq and is a predicted model, not a curated record.
AUGAAGGGCAAGAAGACCGGGGGCAAGCCAAAAUCGGGCGGCGGCGACGAUGACGGCCGCGGCCACGGCGGCGCUGGCGGCGCCAAGCCCAAGUCCACGGUGCUGACGGGCACCCCGGGAGAGGGCGGCGAGACGGUGGACUUCGGCUUCGAGCGCACCGAGGCGCUGACGGGCCGGCGUCGCAAGGCGGAGAAGGCGAAGAGCAAGGGCGGCGGGUUCGAGUCGAUGGAUAUCCUGCCCGAGGUGUUUCGGGCGAUCAAGCGCAAGGGCUAUCGCAUACCCACCCCCAUCCAGCGAAAGGCGAUUCCGGUCGCGCUCUCGGGCGCCGACGUGGUGGCCAUGGCCAGGACGGGCUCCGGUAAGACCGCCGCGUUCCUCAUCCCGGUGCUGCACAAGCUCCGUCAGCACUCGCUCAAGGCGGGCGCGCGCGCGGUGGUCCUCUCCCCGACCCGCGAGCUCGCGCUGCAGACCUACAAGUUUGCGCAGGAGCUCUCCAAGUUUACCGAUCUCCGGUGCGUGUGCGUCGUGGGCGGAGACUCCAUGGAGGCGCAGUUCGACGAUCUCGCGUCGAACCCCGACCUCUUGGUCGCCACGCCCGGUCGUUUACUCCACCACGUCGAGGAGAUCAGCGGGUUCUCCAUACGCAGCGUUUCGCACGUGGUGCUGGACGAGGCGGACCGGCUCCUGGAGAUGGGCUUCGCCGACCAGCUCAGGGACAUCAUGAAGCAAGUCGCGGACCAGCGGCAGUGCCUGCUCUUCUCCGCGACGAUGCCCUCGGCGCUGGCCGAGUUCGUCAGGGUGGGUUUGAAGGACCCGCAGGUCAUCAGGCUCGACGCGGAGAUGAAGGUAUCGCCCGACCUGAAGCUCUCCUUCACGGUGAUGCGACAGGAUGAGAAGAUCCCCUCGCUCCUGUUCUUCCUGAGGGAGGUCGUGCCCGAGAACCAGCAGACGGUGGUGUUCACGGCGACGAGGCACCACGUCGAGCUGCUGGUGACCGUGCUCGAGUCCGAGGGCAUAACCGUCUCGGCCGUGUACGGCUCGAUGGACAUGGCCGCGCGUAAGCUCCACAUCGGCAAGUUCCGAAACAGGAAGACCAGCGUGAUGGUGGUCACAGACGUAGCCGCGCGAGGCAUCGACAUCCCGCUGCUCGACAACGUCGUCAACUUCGACUUCCCGCCAAGGCCGAAGCUGUUCGUACACCGCGUCGGUCGCGUCGCGCGCGCGGGCAGGACGGGCGUCGCGCACUCGCUGCUCGUGAAGGAGGAGAUGGGGUUCCUGGUGGACCUACACCUCUUCCUCGGCCGGUCGCUCGUCGCCGCGCCCGUCAAACCGCCCGAGAGCAGAGACGAGGCGAGACAAAUCGCGGACGAGGCGGACGAGGCGCAGCGAAGCGUGGUCGGGAUCAUACCCCCGACGUCGCUGGACCUCGUGCAGGACAGAGUGCGGGAGCUGUUUGACGCCAGGACGGAACUGGACGGCUUGCGAAGAGCCUGCGAUAACGCGUAUAAGCUGUACCAGCGCACGCGCGGAAGCGCCGCGAACGAGAGCGUCGCGAGGGGCGCCGAGCUC